UGCAGUAUUUCUUGUCGCUCGACCUUUACAGUCAUCACAACCAAAGAAAAGUUCCUUCCCGAAGAUUUUAUACAAAAUUGGACUUUAUAUUCAAAUUGAUUUAAAAUUUUGCAUACUAAAUAACAUACAGUAUGUGGUUAUGGGACUACUUAACAGGCAUGCUAAAUUACCUGGGUUUGUAUAAAAAAUCUGGCAAGCUAGUGUUCUUAGGAUUAGAUAAUGCUGGCAAAACAACACUACUUCAUAUGCUGAAAGAUGAUAGAAUGGCACAACACGUUCCAACUCUCCACCCAACAUCUGAAGAACUUUCAAUGGGUGGUAUGAGAUUUACUACAUUUGAUCUUGGGGGUCACAAACAAGCUCGUAGGAUAUGGAAGGAUUAUUUUCCUGCUGUGAAUGGCAUAGUCUUCAUCGUAGAUACUGCUGAUGUUAACCGAUUACCAGAGUCGAAAGCAGAAUUGGAUAGUCUGCUUGCGGAUGAACAACUCUCGCACUGCCCCGUGCUUAUAUUGGGGAAUAAAAUUGAUAUACCAGGUGCAGCUGGUGAGGAAUAUAUUCGACAAUACUUUGGACUUUACGGACAAACAACAGGACAAGCACCGCAAAAUGUUAGAGAAACAAAUCAAAGGCCCAUGGAGUUAUUCAUGUGCAGUGUUUUAAAACGACAAGGUUACGGGGAAGAAAUUCUAGAUGACAUACUCAAACCAUGGUCGCGAAUGUCACAUGUGUAAUUUUACUACAAUGAUGUUAACUGUUGUUACGAAACUCUGUCUAAAUAAUUAUUAAAGCAUCGUCAUAACAGUCUGUUGAUUUGUAAUAAUAGGUUAAAACGUAUAGUUCAACAUCAAUUGAAAUUUUUUUUCUAAAAUAUUAUAUUGCAUAUCAGGAGA
This is a messenger RNA of Dendronephthya gigantea, 890 nucleotides long. Its product is annotated as GTP-binding protein SAR1b-like. NCBI's taxonomy places the organism in Eukaryota, Metazoa, Cnidaria, Anthozoa, Malacalcyonacea, Nephtheidae. Gene Ontology annotation, cellular component: COPII vesicle coat; endoplasmic reticulum exit site. The record is from RefSeq and is a predicted model, not a curated record. The transcript has 8 exons. Gene Ontology annotation, biological process: intracellular protein transport; vesicle organization; membrane organization. Gene Ontology annotation, molecular function: GTP binding; GTPase activity. The coding region runs from base 132 to 731 and encodes 199 amino acids.